ACAAGUGUUGGGGGGGCGGCUCAUAAAAUAAAAACCUUUUCUUCAAAGCAAAAAGAUACCAUUUUUGUUCUUACUCUUUAUUCUUCCUAAUCUCAGGACUCGUCCCAGAUACCAAUUUCUUGAAAUUUUCAUGUAUACCUCCAUGGACGGUUCGAUGGGCAGCUUCGGAACUAGAUUAAAGCAGGCAUCGCUUCUAUGGGUGGAGGGUUUCAGGGAGGCUUGCUGUCUUCACCGUGUUGUUAUCUACUGUCGCAGGUCAAGAGAGGUUGCCAUCCGUACCGGACAGUGUUUCCUCUUGAAUGGAAUCAUCUUCUUGGGAAGCAUACUUGUUCUAAGGUCUGUUGUCAUUCCCACACUGCAAUGGGUGUUGCCUGAUGAGUGCCAGCUUAUUAAUUAUCAGGAAUCAUGUCCUUUUGGGGGUAUUUUCAGAUUCUAUUCCUUCUUACGACUUGGACUGAUUCAACUCUUCUAUGUAUUCUGGUUCUACCCUAUGUACAUAUCCAGCUUUAUUCUAAGCACCCUAUGGUAUAAUGACAUUGCAAAGUAUGGGUUUUUCGCAAUAGAGAAGAAUGGGGCUUCUGGUUCCGAAUUAUCUGACAAAAAGGACUCAACUGCAUCACAAAAUAUGUCUGCCAGUGAUAAAACUACUGACCUUGAGGGCGUAAUGAUUGGGAUAGCUGAACAGGUCUACUCAGUUCUCCUAUUGAGUUUCUUCUUCCUGGAGGUAUAUAUUACUGGAUUCAUCCCUUACAUUGGAAAGGCAUUGAACUUUCUGCUCCUUGUAUGGAUGUAUGCUUAUUAUUGUUUCGAGUAUAAAUGGAAUUAUUCUGGUGUGAGUUUGGACAAAAGGCUGGACUUCUUUGAAUCCAACUGGCCAUUUUUUGCUGGUUUUGGAAGCCCGUGUAUUCUCGCAGUAUUCUUUUACUCUCCCCUGGUUAGCUAUGGGGUUAUGGCUACACUCUAUCCAUUAUUUGUUCUGACUGCUACAGGCUCAGAAGCAGACAAAGCCAUUGCUUCUCAAAGAAAGAAAUGGAAAGGUGCAGGAUUGGGAAGGAUCCCUAUAUUCGUCUCUGCUGAUUAUUUAUCGAUGAAAGUGUUGUCUCUCUUCCCAAUGGAACGUCGGCAGCAAGUGGUGCACAACCAGAAAGCCCUGUGAUCACCGAAUGUUACCGUUCGUCAAAAUGGUAUGUCUUUGAACACGAACCCAGUGCUUUUGGACUCGUGAAUCCAACAUGUUUUUGUUGCCCGAAUUGUGCUUCUUGUUAUACUGUGCGAGACUGGUUCUUGACAUCAUCCAUGUAGGUCAGUUAACGUGAUUUUGCAUCAUGAAUAUUUGGAAGAAUUCGGAUCAACAAGAAAUCUAUCAGUUGUUGGAGAUGUGUGUUAUUCAUCAUCUGUAUAUAUAGAAAUAAGAAGUGGUGAUAUAAUUAUGGGUUGAAAUGAAGCAAAGGUUUGAUUGUAGAGAAGCACAUGGUGAAAUGUAUAAACAUGUUUCUCUUGAUGGAAACACUGUCCAAUUCUCUACUGUACACUCUUCUUAUCUCUUUAUAAAAGCUUGCACAUUUGAAUG
This is a messenger RNA of Sesamum indicum (sesame), 1570 nucleotides long. Its product is annotated as etoposide-induced protein. Gene Ontology annotation, cellular component: endoplasmic reticulum. The record is from RefSeq and is a predicted model, not a curated record. Gene Ontology annotation, biological process: macroautophagy. NCBI's taxonomy places the organism in Eukaryota, Viridiplantae, Streptophyta, Magnoliopsida, Lamiales, Pedaliaceae.